Messenger RNA from Cydia strobilella, 1782 nucleotides. RefSeq lists its product as uncharacterized. Lineage: Eukaryota; Metazoa; Arthropoda; Insecta; Lepidoptera; Tortricidae. The transcript has a single exon. The record is from RefSeq and is a predicted model, not a curated record. The coding region runs from base 1 to 1782 and encodes 593 amino acids.
AUGGAGUUAGCUAGGAAGCCACGCGAGCGCGUCGACUACACGGACCUGCUUCGUGACACUGACGGUAAACCGUUCGCGUCGAAACAGCAGCUGGCGGACGCCGUGAACCGUGAAUUUGUGACGGCGGCGGCCGCGUGCGGCGCGCCUGUCCCGGCCCGUGCGCGCUGUCGCGCCCACAUGGCCGAGUGGCGAGAUGCUAGCGAUACCUCGAUCAGAUUAAUACCUUUUACACUCGCAGAAAUCAACGUCAUUCUGAAAACCGCCAUCGCCUCUAAAAACAGCACGGACAUCUACGGGCUAUCCGCUAGCCUUCUCAGACAGGCCGGUUUUGCUAUUAGCUUCGUACUUUCGCAUUUAUUUAAUGACUGCAUGAAAUCAGGAGUAUACCCGGACGGCUUAAAAAAAGUAAAAAUAUGUCCCUUGUACAAAGGCAAAGGCCAAAAAUCCGCCGUGAAGUCAUAUCGCCCAAUUUCGCUAGUGCCAGGCCCCAGCAAAUGUUUCGAGGUCGGACUGAACAGAAGGUUAUUGGAAUAUUGGUUCCCUAGGAACGUGUUGUCCAACUGUCAGUACGCCUACCGCCGGGGCCGCUCCACCACUGAUCUAGUGCGGGAAGUAGUGCGCGACGUGUUGCGCGCGCGCGAGGCGGGCCGCCAUGUCGCAGCCAUCUGCUGCGACCUGUCGCGCGCGUUCGACACGGCUGACCACACGCUCGUCGCCGAGAAGCUCGCCCACUGUGGGAUCCGGGGACCGGCCCUGAGCCUGCUGCUGUCGUUUAUGACCGAGCGAACCCAAGUCGUCUGUGGCGAAAACGGGCAAAUCUCGUCUGCAGAGAUGCAAAACUUAAUGGGCGUUCCGCAGGGAUCGUGCUUAUCAAACACUUUGUUUAGCUUGCUCCUAAAUGACUUACCACGGGCAAUAAAUGGCGCAAGUAUUUACAUGUACGCCGACGAUGUCACAGCCGUGGUGAGCACGCCAUCUGCACGAGAGCUAGAGGGAGCUCUUAACAGCGUCGUGGGGCAGCUACAGGACUGGUUUAAGUCGAACGGUUUAGCACUCAAUAAAGAAAAAACGUGCUUUAUCACGUUCAAACUCAAUGGGCAUCCAACACAGAACCUGAAGGUAAGUGCGGGCGAUGCCCAGAUACAGCAUGUGACCUGCACGCGUCUCCUCGGCUUUCACCUUGACGGCGCCCUGGUGUGGGACACUCACAUAGAUGAGGUGUGCGGCCGGCUGGGGCGCGCAUGCUUCGCGCUUCGGCGGCUGGCGCGCACGGCUGGGCGGGCUGCGGUGCGCGACUGUUACUUCGCAACGGUCCACUCGCUGCUAACGUACGGCACCGAGCUAUGGGGUCGAUCCUCGGAUUGGCAGCGAGUGUUUUCGAUGCAAAAGAGAGCAGUCCGAGCAAUGGCCGGCGUGCCCGACGACACCUCAGCACGCGAGCUGUUUAAAGAAUUCCAUAUACUACCCCUGCCUUGCUUAUAUCUGUACCAAGUAGCCAUGUUCACUUAUGGACACAUCGAUGAGUUCAAGCGCAGGGGUACGAAUCCGAGAUACAGCUUGCGUAGCAAUAAAUAUGAAUAUAGGCUAAGUACAAUCUCGCACAAACUCGCCAAAACGGAAAGAUCAGUAUACUACCUAGGACCUUCCGUGUAUAAUCGGUUGCCAAGCACAGUACGAAAUGCAGCAUCCGCCCAAAGCUUUAAAAGUAGACUGAAGUCGUGGCUCGAGGAGAAUAAUUUUUAUAAUUAUCAAGAUUUUUUCAAUCUGCCUCUUGCAGUAUAA